This is a messenger RNA of Aspergillus udagawae, 537 nucleotides long. RefSeq names its product cupin domain-containing protein. The record is from RefSeq and is a predicted model, not a curated record. The transcript has a single exon. The coding region runs from base 1 to 537 and encodes 178 amino acids. NCBI's taxonomy places the organism in Eukaryota, Fungi, Ascomycota, Eurotiomycetes, Eurotiales, Aspergillaceae.
AUGUCCUUCAAAACUCCAUCAGAAAUCUGGGUCACCUCGCGCCAAAUUCCCAAGUGGGAAAGGAUCCCAAACACCUCAAUACAAUCAAAGCCCCUCAUGAUAUAUCACAAGGCAUUCAGUGCAUCUCCCAACCAGCUCACCGCGCACUUGGAGGAGGUUGGAGAGGUUACUCCCCAAUGGGUUUAUAGCAUGUAUAGCCAGACACACUUCCAUAGCACGACCCAUGAAGUCCUGGGGGUUGUCUCAGGACGUGCACGUCUCUGCUUCGGCGGGGAAGACAAUCCGAAUCGACUCGAAACGGACGUCGAAAAGGGCGAUCUGAUCAUCGUCCCGGCAGGUGUUGGCCACCGCUUGUUGGAUGAGCUCGACACUGAAGAGGAGCGGUUCAAGAUGGUGGGUGCAUAUCCGAAGCAGAAGCAAUGGGACAUGUGUUAUGGACAGUCAGGAGAGGAAGACAAGGUCAAGGGCAUCAAAGACUUGGGCUGGUUCCAUAAAGACCCUCUAUUUGGAGACGAUGGCCCUGUGUUGCAUGUCUAA